AACAUAGGAUGGUACCUAAGUAGUACCUUAUGUAGAAUAGAAACGUUGUGGCAUGACUCACACUGGUAGAACGUAGCAGGUCGUUCAGUCAGGUGUGUUGUUUACCUGUUGCCAACAGUUGAAUGGAAGGUUUCAUUAACAUUCCUCCGCGAUUCCAUUAAGAAAUGAGGAAAAUCUUCAUGUGAUAUACGAAAAUGUGGCGUAGAAUAGCAAUCCUCCUCUUUUUCGUGUUCAUCCAAAGUUUCUGGACAGUGAAUUGUGAUAUUACAGUGGAUGGUGUUCAAUGCAGACAGAUAAAAUGUGCACUGGGUGAUUUCUGUUCAGAACACGAUGGAAUCUGCAAACCUUGUGCCUCUAUAUGCACCCAAGACCAUCACAAUUUUGAAGAAAGCGUAUGCAACAGGAAUUGCCAAGAUUAUCUACAUAACUUAAGAUAUUCUCAAAAGAAUGGAUCUGGUAUAAAUACAAACGAUAUGGAGAAACUCAAAGGAGAUGUUCAGAGAUUAUCUCGUAUGGUUACCACAACUUUAGUACUGGUUCUCUUCAUGUUGCUCGUGUUGGUUAUAGUUUUGGGUUUCCAACUUUACAGAUGGAAAGUGAAGAAGAACAUCACACUGAAGAAUCUCAAAUCCAAACUUUUCAAGAAACGUGAUGUAGAGGCUCAAGUAGAAGAUCCUUCUAAGAAUAAAAAACCUGAUUUGCGCUUGGAUAUAACAAAUAUGUCUUCAGUAUCUGAUCCUAGUCCUGUAACAAUGACUACAGUGAGCACCAGGCGACCUGCAGAAGAUAGUGCUUUGGACUAUGCGUAUGACAAUCACGCUAUGGCAACAAGUCCCCAGUGAGAAAAAUAAUUCAUAGUGAAUCAAAAAAACUUGUAUAUUAGAGAUUAUCUCUAGAAGGAGAUAUAUUCUACGAAAAGUGUUCAAUCUUAAUGUACUUAAAAAUGUGCUUAAAACUCGGGGGAGGUCUCAAAUCUCACUUUCAACAACUCUGAAUCUCAACUAUCAUUCCGUCCUUGCAUUUAUCUCUUUGUGUUAUGUUAAAACAUCACAAGUUUCUCAAACUUAAUGUCUAAUGAUUAUCGAGAUCUUCCUGAAAAUACUGAAAUGAGAUUAUCUGUUAUGAUUAGGUGCUCUAUUGAGUAUUAUGUAAAUAAAUUAUAUUAAAUUCCAGAAUCAAAGCUUUAAUGUUAUUUAAGAAUAAUUCGUUGGAUUGUUCUUUCUUACUAAAUAAAAAAAUUCAAACUUGGA
Harmonia axyridis is the source of this 1250-nucleotide messenger RNA. Its product is annotated as protein grindelwald. The record is from RefSeq and is a predicted model, not a curated record. The coding region runs from base 195 to 842 and encodes 215 amino acids. The transcript is spliced from 4 exons. NCBI's taxonomy places the organism in Eukaryota, Metazoa, Arthropoda, Insecta, Coleoptera, Coccinellidae.